Messenger RNA from Sphaeroforma arctica JP610, 1277 nucleotides. RefSeq lists its product as hypothetical. The transcript has 8 exons. Gene Ontology annotation, molecular function: hydrolase activity. The record is from RefSeq and is a predicted model, not a curated record. Gene Ontology annotation, biological process: GPI anchor biosynthetic process. The coding region runs from base 162 to 1181 and encodes 339 amino acids. NCBI's taxonomy places the organism in Eukaryota, Ichthyosporea, Ichthyophonida. Gene Ontology annotation, cellular component: endoplasmic reticulum.
AUUCGAUCGCGAUAUGAUCGAUAAGAGAUAAAAAGCAAGCUAAAUAGAGAGGUAAAUAGGGAUGUUGAGACUUGUUUGUUGCCAGCCCCAAACUCUGUGCGGUUGUAUAAAUGGUUGUAUAAAUUUUACUCAGUAGUAGAAAUAUACAUACAGUACACACUAUGAGAUUGAAAAGUCACACGCCAGAAGUGGUCAGCCUCAUACUUUCUGCCAUAUUGUUAUUUUAUUGUGAGAUAUACACAUAUUCAACGCAGGCGAGGUACUGGAAAUAUGCUUAUCUUGCCUGUCAGGAGAGCAAUACCUGUGUGAAAGUAAUAGCAAUAGCGAACCCGAAAGUACUGGGUGAUUUUUGGCAUCCCUGGACUUUCACGAGAUGGGAUGCCGACCGCUAUCUGCGUUCGUCCUACAGCUCCAUGGUGCAGGCGAUGAAGCCUGAUGUAGUGACAAUAUUGGGCGAUCUAAUUGACGAAGGAUUCAAUGGCAACGAACAGACGAUCGCGAGAUACCACGAGAGAUUCGACAGUAUUUUCGAUUCCAAUCUCGUGCCGUUGAUCGCUUUGGCCGGGGAUACAGACAUAGGCGGCCAUGGACAAUGGGACAUGCAAGAGUUCCACAAAGUACACCGCUUUCAAAAGUGGAAACAGGAGGUCAAUAAUCAGACCAGUUUGCAUGGAAUUGAGUUCGUGACUGUCAAUACACUGGCCUUUACGGCGAAGAAGAAGAAUGCAGAAACCAUCAAACCGGCUAACAUGUUUCUGGAUAGCUACGCGCCGUUAAACGACUUCACUAUCUUCUUGUCACACAUGCCGUUGGAAAAGCUCUCUGAUACUCGACGUGAAACGUUGAUGGACAAAAUCAGCCCUGAUUUGAUACUAGCAGGACAUUCCGAGGAAAGCACUGAGAGCAUUGUGGUGCACAGAGAGGAGAAAACGGUUCAAUGGGUAGCCCCCACGUUUUCGUAUAAAACCAGCUAUGCGAGGAAUGGGUUUAUUGCUAUACUGAUCGAUACCAAGACACAGGAGUACACUGUCACGGAAAAUUGGAUGUCCGAGCGUCAACCAAGCCUUGAGCUGUACAAGUUUUGGCUCGGAUGCCUCGCGGCAGUAGCAGCAUACAGGCUUUUUUCUUCAUAUUAUGGACAAAAUCGCAGGCCUAUCAAAACACAUAGACAAUCUCAUUAAAUAUAUAGUGAUAAUAUAUAUAUAAUAUAUAAUUCUGACUUCUAAUAUGUGGCCUGUCCGCCUAAAAGUCAGUACAACCAUGCACAUGCAAGCUCG